CGCAAUGUGGAGCAGGGCUGGCAGAAUCUGGCGCAGACGGCCGAGAAGCAGAGCGAUGCUGAAACGACCGCCUUCGCCAAGAAGGACUUUGACACUGGGAAGGCUCUGAUUGUGCCCCAGGCAACGCAGAUCUACAAAUGCUUCGCUCAGGCCUCAUCCCCAUUCGACUACGACGCAACAGAGAUGAAGGAGGCGGCUGAGGAACAGGAGGAGCGGGCGAGACGUCUGAUGAACAUGGAGUGUGAUUGCAAUUAA
Messenger RNA from Dibothriocephalus latus, 255 nucleotides. NCBI's taxonomy places the organism in Eukaryota, Metazoa, Platyhelminthes, Cestoda, Diphyllobothriidea, Diphyllobothriidae. The record is from the annotation of a GenBank genome assembly.